AUGGGCGAGUUUCGAGCAUCCCUUCUCACUGCAGGUAUCUUUAUUAGCGCUGGGCUUAACGCUUACUCUUCUCUUCCGCAGCUGCGAUGGCUUCCGUUGGUAUUCAUCAUACUAGCUAUCCUCAACAAUCGUUAUGGUUAUGGCUUGAUUCGCUUUCCCGGUCCAUUCUGGGCGACCACUACACACUGGUGGCGUCUGAGGGAGUGGUACGCAAACGGCAACAAACGGCCAUCCAUGCUUCAGCUCCACGCUAAGUAUGGGAGUAUCGUGCGUCUGGGGCCAAGCUCGCUCUCGUUUGCGUCGCCGUAUGCGAUUGAUGCCAUCUAUGGCCCGAAAGCUAACAUGGCAAAGACUGGGUUUUACACGUCGUUCGAAGCCCACGGUAAAGGCGAAAGGAAAGCGAACAUCUUCUCGACUCGAGAUAUUCAUUGGCAUGCGCGCUAUCGAGACCUUGUUAAGCAUAGCUUUAGCAUCGAUCAUAUCGGACAUAAAGAGGGGGAGAUCGAUAAUCUAAUCUAUAUCAUGCUGAGAAAGCUUGAUGACCAGCUUGGCGACGCCAUUGACCUUCCUAUGGCCAUCCAGUACUUUACUUUCGACGCAGGCGGUGUAUUCUCGUUUAGUCACUCUUUUGGUUUCCUACAGAAGUGGGGUGAUAUCGAUGGCCAGAUCGCUUCGACUCGUUCUGGAACGACGCAUUUGAGUAGACUGUCACAAGUACCCUUCUUCCAGUGGCUUGUUGAUCAGAAUCCGAUGGCGAAGUACUUUGGCUUCAUCACACCUCCAAUGGCUUUUUCGAAGAAGCACAUGCCCUGGAAAUUGGUAGAGCGAGAGCUGGAUGCACCUUUAAGGAAGCCUGAACGUCACGAUAUCCUCGAUGGAUACGUCAAAGCAUACAAGACGGAUCCAGGUGUUGUGGGACGCGAGGAAGUCGUAGAUCUGGCGCUCAUGACUGUGGUACCGAAUUCUGAAGCUAUUCGAACCGCCAUAUGCGUGCUCUUCUUCAAUUUGGCGCGGCGCCGCGACAUGCUGACAAAGGUGGAGGCGGAACUGGACGAUGCCUUCCCGGACAAGAACGCCAUCCCAGCGUGGAACAUAGCUUCCAAGCUUCCAAUUCUCGAUGCUUGCAUCAAAGAAACGUUCCGAAUCCACCCGUCGACUGGCUUCCUACUUGAAAGGAUCGUCCCAGCAGGUGGCGCCGUCAUUUGUGGCGAGUACGUGCCGGCUGGUACUGCUGUUUCCUGUCUCCAGUGGAUCAUACAUCGCCAUAAGCCGACUUUUGGUGACGACGUCGAAACUUUCCGACCGGAAAGAUGGCUCGACGCUGCACCCGAGCAAAGGGCCAAUAUGGAGAAGUUUCUCGUUCCUUUCGGCUAUGGUUCACGACUAUGUCUUGGCCGCGAUAUUGGCUUGUUCGAGGUCUACAAGAUCGCUGCAACUGUUUUGAACAGAUAUAGAGUACAUCUCGAGACACCAGAGCAGGAGAUGAAAUACACAUGGGGUAAUAUCGUGAACGUUGACUACACGGCACGACUAGAGCGGCGUUGA
This is a messenger RNA of Alternaria atra, 1545 nucleotides long. RefSeq lists its product as uncharacterized. The record is from RefSeq and is a predicted model, not a curated record. The transcript has 5 exons. Gene Ontology annotation, molecular function: monooxygenase activity; iron ion binding; heme binding. Bases 1 to 1545 code for a protein of 514 amino acids. NCBI's taxonomy places the organism in Eukaryota, Fungi, Ascomycota, Dothideomycetes, Pleosporales, Pleosporaceae.